AGAGCAAGCGAUUAACCCGCUAAGCAAUAUUGACCUAAUUUUAAUGGACCACUAACGAUUUUAAAAUGAGCACAUAUUUGCUAUCGAUGGAAAAUGCAAUUUUCAAAAAGUAUUUCAAACCUCCCCGUUCUGCCCCUCUAUCGCGAUACUUCGUUACCACGACGUGAGCGUUGAGCGACAUUCGACAUUAAGGAUCAAUCGCGUUGCAUUAAGUUUAGUUUUGAGUGAAUUGAGGAACGAUCGAGUCAACAAAAAGAAAGAAAGAGCAUUAAUGUAGAUUGGGUAGAGACGGCGGUAGAGACUGUAGACUGUAAAACAUAAACUGUUAACGGUAGAGACUGAAAAUCGCAGACUGUAGACUGUGGACUGUAGAGGGACCUAGAGGCUAGGCAUACCGAGAAGAAUUUCGGACGAGAAAUAAUAUGGAGUCUGUUUAACCUGUAGGCGAUGUAGAAGCGGCUGUGUUUUAAUUGAACGAAGAACAUCUAAGGAAUUGGAUGAGCGCGCGUAAAUAGGGCUAAGGUUUAUCAAUAAUGCCAGCUAAAACGUGGAACGCCGAGUUAUGGAAGUCUUGGGAUAAACAGGGGAAAAACGAAUUCCUCAAGCUAAUCAAGCUCAAACACAAGGAAGGCAACACCGUAGAAUGGAGACGAGGAUUGUACGAACUGAUUUUGAAUGGAAUCCAUGGGGCUGUAAAGAGGGAUGGAGUUGUUACGAUAUUAGGUGAACUAGUGGCUGUGGAUGGAGCGAUACCUUCUGCAAUCGUUGAUCUUUUUACACUUAUCGAUGCAGAAGUACAGGGUGAAAAUAGAAGUAAUUUUUAUUAUAUUGUAAAGGAAUCGGAAAAGUUUCUUACAGACCGAAUAUUAAAAGAGCGUCUUGAUAUUGAUACACUUCAGGAUGUAGGAACAUUGAAAAAUUUAAAUUUUCAAACAAAAUUUAUCAAAGUUAAAACAAAACUUUAUUACAAACAAAAAAAGUUUAAUCUCUUUAGGGAAGAGAGUGAGGGAUAUUCCAAACUCAUUGUAGAACUUAAUCAAGAACGAACAGAAUCAGAAGUGGAUUCGGUUUUAGAGAUAGUCAAAUCACUUAUCGGAUAUUUUAAUCUCGACCCUAAUAGAGUUCUUGACAUAUUACUCGAAACUUUCGAAAACAGACCACAAGAUGAUGCUGUAUUUAUACCUCUCAUUCGAUCUUAUAUGAGUGAUCAGCAAGUCCUGUGCGAAGUAUUAGGAUUUAAAUAUUGUUCCACAACAAACUGUACGCCUUUUUCAUUACAAAAACUUACAGCUUUAAUGCUUCAACACGAAGUCAUCAAUUUAAAUGAUAUAUUACCUUGGCUUAUUCCUGAUGACAAAGUAAUUAUUAAAGAUUACGAUCAAGAUAUAAAACUAGCCAAGGAAUACGUAAGAAAAAUGAAUGUGAUCUCAACAAAAGAUAAAGAAGAAGAUAAGGAUGAGAAGGAAAUUGUUGUGGAUAAGUAUUCGAACAACCAAAAAUUUGGACUUUGCGAAGCACUUUUAGAAUUUGGAGCAUGGGAUGUAACUUCGAAUCUUUUUAGUCGUUUUCCUGAUUAUUGCUUAACAGAACGAAAACCAAUUGCAUUGGCCCUUUGCCGAAUGAUUCAUGCCCUUAUAGAGCCGGUUUACAGAAAGCAUUGUGUGAUAUCGUCCAAGUUACCGGGGCGCAAGAUCCCACCUUUACAAAGCACACUUGCACCAAAGCCAUUGAGUCGCCUAGAAGACAUUCACGAGCGUUUAUUACCAAUGCUAAUCGCCCUUGGUCCUAAUCUCCAUCACGAUCCCGUUCUAAUGUACAAGAUCAUGCGUCUGUGCCAUACCGCGAUAAAGCAAUGCUCGUUGGACUCGAACAAGCUCCCCAUUGUUAAGGACAGCAUUCUUUACUGCGACGUCUUGACGAUCCUCGACGUCGCUCUUCUUCCGUCCCUCUCCUUCAUGGAUUGCAACUGCUGCGUCGCUGAAGAAAUUUGGAAUAUCCUUAAGUAUUAUCCGUACCAGAAUCGUUACGCGCUCUACGCGAGAUGGAAGAACGACACACCGAUGCAACAUGCGGCGCUUUUAAGGAAACGCGCCGAUGCUCAGAAGAAGAUAAAAAAUGUCGUUAAGAGAGUGAGCAAGGAAACGAUAAAGCCCGUGGGUAGAUCCAUCGGGAAGUUAACGCAUUCGUCCCCUGGUGUGCUGUUCGACUAUGUCAUUGUACAGAUUCAACUUUACGAUAAUCUAAUUGGUCCAGUGGUCGAUUCUCUUAAAUAUCUCACUAAUAUAUCCUACGAUGUCCUUGGAUACUGCCUUAUAGAAGCGUUGGCCGGGGCUGAGAGAAAUCGCUUCAAGCACGAUGGAACUAGCAUAUCACUUUGGCUUCAAUCGCUCGCAUCAUUUUGCGGGGCCAUUUUCAAGAAGUAUAACAUUGAAUUGACUGGAUUACUGCAAUACGUUGCUAAUAUGCUGAAAGGACAAAAAAGUUUGGAUCUUUUAAUUUUAAAAGAAAUUGUUCAAAAAAUGGCGGGUAUUGAAGCGGCGGAGGAAUUGACUUCCGAUCAACUGGAUGCUAUGGCUGGCGGUGAUCUUUUACGAAUCGAAGCUGGUUAUUUCAGUCAAGUACGGAAUACGAAAAAAUCAUCCCAACGAUUAAAGGAAGCUUUGGCUGAACACGACUUGGCCGUUGCCCUUUGUCUGCUCAUGGCGCAACAAAAGCAUUGUGUGGUCUAUCGAGAAACAGAGCAAUCGCACCUAAAGCUCGUGGGAAAAUUGUACGAUCAGUGUCAUGAUUCGUUAGUGCAGUUUGGCACUUUCCUAGGUUCCACAAUGACAGUGGACGAGUAUGUCGAGAGGCUACCAUCGAUUCACUCGAUGCUUCAAGACUAUCAUAUCCACGCCGAUGUUGCAUUUUUUCUUGCCAGGCCGAUGUUUUCGCACGCUAUAAACAUAAAGUAUGACGUACUUCGUAAAGCAGAUCCAAAUUACAAGAAGAUGUCUUCGACGACGAAGCAAGCAAAGUAUGCGGAAGCUGCGCAAGCAGUAAUGGCCCCGGUAGCGCAAUCUGUGCGACCUCUCCAUCCACUUAAAGUUUGGGAAGAUAUUUCACCCCAGUUUCUAGUGACAUUUUGGUCUUUAUCAAUGUACGAUUUAUAUGUACCUGUAGAUAGCUAUCAACGUGAAAUUAAUAAACUGAAGCAACUGGCCUCGCAGGCUGCCGAUUCCAAAGAUUUGACUGCAAGUAAAGGGAAGAAGGAGCAAGAAAGGUAUACAACGUUAAUUGAAAAACUGCAAGAUGAGAAGAAAAAACAGGAGGAACACGUUGAGAAAGUUCAUGCUUAUUUAAGGCAAGAGAAGGAUUCUUGGUUUUUAUCAAGAAGUGCAAAAUCUGCCAAAAAUGAAACGAUAACGCAAUUUUUACAGCUUUGUUUAUUUCCCCGAUGCACUUUCACAACUGUGGAUGCUAUGUAUUGCGCCAAAUUUGUACAUACAAUUCAUUCAUUAAAAACUGCAAAUUUUUCCACACUUUUAUGCUACGAUAGACUCUUCUGUGAUAUUACUUACUCGGUAACAUCUUGUACGGAGAAUGAAGCACACCGUUAUGGCAGAUUUUUGUGCGCCAUGCUAGAAACCGUAAUGAGGUGGCAUUCUGAAAAAGCCAUAUUUGAUAAAGAAUGCAGCAAUUAUCCAGGUUUUGUAACGAAAUUUCGAGUUAGCAAUCAGUUUUCGGAAGCCAAUGACAUGGUGGGAUUCGAAAAUUAUAGACAUGUUUGCCACAAAUGGCAUUACAAAAUCACGAAAGCAAUAGUCGUGUGUCUAGACUCAAAGGAUUAUGUACAAAUUAGAAAUUCGUUAAUCAUAUUAAUCAAAAUUUUGCCACAUUUCCCAGUUUUGGCUAAACUUUCUCAAAUACUUGAAAGAAAAGUAGAAAAAGUUCGCGAUGAGGAACGUAAUAAAAGGCAAGAUCUCCAUGUUUUAGCUACAUCAUAUUGUGGACAGUUGAAAGCCAAAGCACCUCAAAUGAUUCGUGAAUCCGAUUUCCAUCAUGUUGGUGACAAAGCUGCUAAAUCAUCUGAAACGACGAGUAGUGAAUCAAGCGUCGACAAAGUGAGUAAUGGCGUAUCGACCAAAGAAGUUAAUAAUGGAGAUUCUCGUUCAGAAAAAGAAAGUAAAGAUCAGCGAGAAAAACGAAAUACUAGUUCCAAUCAAACUUAUCAUGAAAAUUCCGAGAAAAGUAGAAAACGCGAAGAAAGCAGAGAAGCUUCGGAAUCGAGGGAAAAAUACUCGAAAAAAGAUGACUAUAAAGAUGACGACUUAGCAGACAAAAAAGAUAGAAAAUACUACAAAGAAGACCACUACUAUAGCGGGAGUGCGGAUAACUUUGAUCGAGAUCUUUCCAGUGUUUCUAAUAGCAGUACCAGUUCUGGACCAAUGGCCGAUGGUCCUGACAGAGAAACAAAACGAAGGAAAGUGGAUAACAGUCAAAAGGAAACCAGGCGAACGGAUGUAACUACAGAGAAGAAAGAGCGUUCGUCGGCUAAAGCCAAAAUGCGAGAAGAGCAAAAGGAAUUACGUAGGGAAAAAAAAUUAGGCAGGAAAAGAGACAGAGGAGAUGAAUUAUUAAUUUCCGCCGAACAAAAGAGAAGAAAAGAUGAUGACCGGGCAAAGGGAACUCAUCAAAACGGUGACAUGCCCGAACACAGGGAAAAGCAUCACUACAAUAAGGAAAAGUCACCGUAUACGAAGGAGCGAACACAUGAACGGGAAGGACGUGAAACCCGUGAUAAACAUAGGAGAAGUUCCGAUCCCAAACGAAGAUGAUGUAAAACAGCGGAUGGACUUUAACUUACAUUUUAUAUUGCUACGUUUAAAUGUUGUAUGUAAUUAAUUUAGAAUUCAACAAGUAAUA
Messenger RNA from Ceratosolen solmsi marchali, 4905 nucleotides. RefSeq names its product THO complex subunit 2-like protein (gene tho2). Gene Ontology annotation, cellular component: THO complex part of transcription export complex. Gene Ontology annotation, biological process: mRNA processing; mRNA export from nucleus. Bases 534 to 4817 code for a protein of 1427 amino acids. The record is from RefSeq and is a predicted model, not a curated record. The transcript has 28 exons. Gene Ontology annotation, molecular function: mRNA binding. Lineage: Eukaryota; Metazoa; Arthropoda; Insecta; Hymenoptera; Agaonidae.